AGCUCAUCCCUGCCCUGAGCAUAGUGUUAGUGCUGCCCCAUAGCGUUGCCAGGCAUCCCUGGAAGAGGAGGUGCAUCAAACUUAGAGCGAGCGAGCAACAGGAGGGAGAAGUUCGCCUCAGUGUGGUGUGUCUCAGUGUUUGCCUUGUGCUCCUUUCAGCAAGCAAGAGUGCCAGAUCUGGAGCUCAUCUGAAAUGCAUUAAACCCCCGGAGAAGAACGAUUCUCUGUAAUCUAGCUGCGUUGGCGCUCCGCUGAGGCUUCCUAUUUGCUGUCAGAGGUACACCCAUGCAUGUAGCAGCAGCUCCUCCAAGAGACUGACUGUUUUUGUCUCUUCAAGUCAAGUCAAAAUAUUUUCCAAGCUCCAGAGGGCAAGACUGGAGAGGGGGAGACAUCAAGGUGCUUGAAGAAGUUUGUGCUUUCUCCAGAGAAAACUUGGGGCUGAAAGUUAUCAGUGUGGCGACUGUUCUCAAAGGGGCAGAUCAAGACUUCAAACGAGACAUCAGCCGUAUCGUUCCUCUCGACGUGUGCAGGGGAGUUUUCAAGGACAAGUGAGCAGUGUUCACAUAAAUACAGGAAACACCUGAAGGUUUUCAAGGGUUCAACCACAGGAAAUACAGCUCCAAAUAACACAACACACUCUGACACUGAUUUCUGUAAGAAGCUCCCUAUCUUGUCUAAGUCAACCAACAUGUCACGCUGGGGGAGAAAAAAUGUGAAGAAGGCGCCUGAGGUGAUCCGCACUGUGACAGAAGGGCUCAAGUCCUUGUAUCGUAAGAAGCUGCUGCCUCUGGAGCAGUACUACGGUUUCCAUGACUUCCACUCUGCCAGUCUGGAGGAUGCAGACUUUGAUAACAAGCCUAUGGUGCUGGUGGUGGGACAAUACUCCACUGGAAAGACGACAUUCAUCAAGUAUCUACUGGAGCAAGAGAUUCCUGGAAGCAGGGUCGGACCUGAGCCCACCACUGACUGCUUCACUGCCAUCAUGCACGGGGAGGUGGAGGGAGUCAUCCCUGGGAACGCCCUCAUCGUUGACCCCAACAAGCCUUUCCGCAAACUCAACCCUUUUGGAAACACCUUCCUGAACAGGUUCCAGUGUGCCCAGAUGCCCAACCAGGUCCUGGAGAGUAUCAGCAUUAUUGACACACCGGGGAUCCUUUCCGGUGCUAAGCAGAGAGUGAGCCGAGGUAGGAGAAGCAGCAAAGGUUACGACUUCCCAGCUGUGCUGCGCUGGUUUGCCGAGCGCGUGGACCGCAUCAUCCUGCUGUUUGAUGCCCACAAACUGGAGAUUUCAGACGAGUUCUCCGAGGCCAUCGGCGCCCUGAAGGGCAACGAGGACAAGCUGCGCGUGGUGCUCAACAAGGCAGACAUGGUGGGCACCCAGCAGCUGAUGCGGGUGUACGGUGCACUGAUGUGGUCCCUGGGGAAGGUGUUUGGCACCCCGGAGGUUCUGCGCGUCUACAUCGGCUCCUUCUGGUCAGAGCCGCUGAUGGUUACAGACAACCGUAAGCUGUUUGAGCUGGAGGAGGAGGAUCUGUUCGCUGACAUCCAAAACCUUCCUCGCAAUGCAGCUUUACGCAAGCUCAACGACCUGGUGAAGAGGGCACGUCUGGUCAGGGUCCAUGCCCACAUCAUCAGCUAUCUAAAGCAGGAGAUGCCUUCUGUCUUCAGGAAGGACAACAAAAAGAAGAAUCUGAUCUACCAGCUGCCUGUUAUUUUCUCCAAGAUCCAGCUGCAGCACAACAUUUCUGCUGGAGACUUCCCAGACUGUGCUAAGAUGCAGGAGCAACUGAUGGUUCAUGAUUUCACCAAGUUCAAAACCUUGAAGCCCAAUCUGAUGGCGGCCUUGGAUGAGUUGCUCUCGGGUGACAUUGCCAAGCUGAUGCCCCUCCUGCGGCAGGAGGAGCUGGAAGCAGGUGAUCAGCUCGGCGUGCAAGGUGGAGCCUUCCUUGGGACCCGUGCCGGACCGUUCAGCGAGGGCGACCCCUUCGCCGAGGAGAACGGAGAGGGAUGCGAGGAGGAGGAAGAUUGGGUGGUGACCAAAGACAAGCCCAAAUACGACGAAAUCUUCUACAACCUCGCUCCAAAUGAGGGCAAACUGAGCGGCACCAAGGCUAAGGACUGGAUGGUGAGCUCCCGCCUGCCCAACUCGGUGCUGGGUCGCAUCUGGAAGCUGUCGGAUGUGGACCACGAUGGCAUGCUGGAUGAUGAAGAAUUUGCCCUGGCCAGCCACCUGAUUGAGGUGAAGCUGGAGGGACACGGCCUUCCCCCUGAGCUUCCAUCACGCCUGAUCCCGCCGUCCAAACGCAGGCAGAAGGGCUCUGACGCAUAGACAUGUCACAUGUCCUCUGAGCUGAGCAAGACUCUUCUCUAUUGGCUGUCACACGCUACUGUUUGUAUUUGCUCGUUUCCCCCCAGACCCAUGUCAAAAAGUUUGUAUGUAAUGUGUUCACAUUUCUCUUGCACAAUGGAACAUACUGUAUUAAAGUGUAGAUCAAUCCUUUGACGGCUUACUGCAAAAGAUUGUGUAUUAAGAAGUCACGCGGGUCUGGUUGCUUCUUCCCUUUGGCUUUUCUGUGAUGAGCUUUAAAGAAAUAUAUCUACUUGUGUUUGCAGAGCAGAAGUAUGUCAAGGCUGGCGAGCAAUAUUCAGCAUUUAUUUGACCGAAUACAGGGCGAAACCUUUCCGUAUUAAACCCUUUACGUCAACAUUCCUUCAGUGACUAAAUUGGAGCGGCACAGUAUUAUUUAGACGAUCAUCUGCAGGAUUAUGAUGCCUUACAGUGAGGGUGUCAUCUACACAGACAUAUAUCGCUCAAAUCAUUUGUUUAUAACUCAAUCUGGCAGCGCAGAUCUAAUAACCUGAAUGCAUUUCACUCUGACGCUUUACGCGACACUAUUCUGUGCAUACAUCCGAUCUUAUUUUUGUAACUGUUGCUGAUUUUUUGUGUGCAGGAGCAAGACCUCGGUUUCAUAACAGAACAAUGCUGAGAUGAACUUUUCAACUUAGACUGAAUGAUAUAUUACUGACUACUGUACACGGCUCCACCAAACUGUUAUGUUAUGUUACUAUUAUUAUAACCAAAUAAAGUUCCCUGACUGUG
Molecule: messenger RNA, 3100 nt
Organism: Larimichthys crocea (large yellow croaker)
Lineage: Eukaryota; Metazoa; Chordata; Actinopteri; Sciaenidae
Gene: ehd2b
Product: EH-domain containing 2b
Exons: 7
Coding region: 689-2329 (546 amino acids)
Biological process (GO): endosomal transport; endocytosis
Cellular component (GO): cytoplasm; plasma membrane
Molecular function (GO): calcium ion binding; protein binding; GTP binding
Source: RefSeq, a predicted model, not a curated record